AACACAGUAUUUCUUUGUUGUGAUCUUACGCAUUUUUGUGUGGUUGAAGGAAGGAGUUUCUAAAUGAAAGGUCAAAUUCAGGUACCAGUGAAGAAAUCAGGAGAUAAUCCACACUCAUGACAAUGGGACCAAAAUUUUCACCAAGUCCAUUCAUUCUACCAAGAGCAAGAACACUCUUCAUCUAAACUGUGUUUAAAACAAGAAUUUUAAUGGCCCACUGCCAGAAACUCUCCAGUUAAUGUGGAGAUUUUGCUUGUACUUGAAGAAACGUGUGGUUUAGACCUAUUGCUAAGUCUUGGAUGACAUUUAUUGUCCGAGAUGAAGUCCUGAAACAUUAAGAGACAUUAGGUUGUUUUGAAACUCUGCAUUAUUUUUUCUAAUAAUUUACAUCUCUGGGGUUGACCCCAGUGAAAUGCCAGAGGCCCAGGCGGACUCUCUCAGGACCAGCACCUCUUACCGACAAGUCACUUUGCUUGGCUCGAAGGCAGAUCGGGGCGUGCAGGCUGAUCCUGACAGACCUCCAUUGGCUCUGCAGGAUUACGGCAAUUUUACUCGCAAUUAUAAGUGCUGCUAUACCUGUCCGUGAGGGAGCUCUUCGGCAGCACCGCUCCGAGCCGAGCAGCCCUUCCCGCCGCCGGUCCCCGCUCCCCGUCGGCGCGGCGCGUUCGGGGCGGAGCGGCCCCGCUCCCGCGGCGGGGCGAGGGGGCGGCGGGCCCGGGGGAAGGAGGGGGCUGGCGUCAGGCGCCGGGCAGCCACUGGCACGGGAGCUCCCGCUCGCCUCGCCUCGCCUCCCGCGGCCGGGGGGAUAAAGGCACCUGGCGCGGCGCUCCGGGCCGCCGGAGGGGGAAAGGCGGGCGAGCGGAGGUGCGGGGGUCGGGCCGGGCCGGGCCCCACUCGCAGCCCGCUCCAUGCGCCUCGCCGGCGGAGCCGGCUCCCCCCGGGCUGUGCCCUUACCCGGGAAUGGCAGCCGGUGGCGGGCGGCGGAGCCGGGCGGCGGCAGCAGCCCCAGUCCCGAGGCGUGGUCGGGGUCGCCGAACGGCAGCUUGGGCGGCUGGGAUCCCUUCGGGCGGGACGAGGAGCUGGCGAAGCUGGAGAUCGCGGUGCUGGCGGUCACCUUCGCGGUGGCGGUGGUGGGGAACGGCAGCGUGCUGCUGGCCCUGCGGCGCACGCCGCGCAAGGCGUCCCGCAUGCACCUCUUCAUCCGCCACCUCAGCCUGGCCGACCUGGUGGUGGCCUUCUUCCAGGUGCUGCCCCAGCUCUGCUGGGAGGUGACUCACCGCUUCCACGGCCCCGACGGGCUCUGCCGCGUCGUCAAGCACCUGCAGGUCUUCGGCAUGUUCGCCUCGGCGUACAUGCUGGUGGCCAUGACCGCAGACCGCUACAUCGCCGUCUGUCACCCGCUGAAGACGCUGCAGCAGCCCACCAAGCGCUCGUACGGGAUGAUCGCGGCGGCCUGGGCGCUGAGCCUGCUGCUCAGCACCCCGCAGUACUUCAUCUUCUCCCUCAGCGAAGUGGAGCGAGGCUCGCAGGUCUACGACUGCUGGGCGCACUUCAUCAUGCCCUGGGGGCCCCGCGCCUACAUCACUUGGAUCACCGGCGGCAUCUUCAUCGCGCCCGUCCUCAUCCUCAUCGUCUGCUACGGCUUCAUCUGCUACCGCAUCUGGCGCAACGUCCGGGGCAAGACGCGCCCCGGAGAGGCGGCAGCAGCGGGUGGCGGGCGGCGGGCAGGUGAUGAUGGUGGCCCGCGACGGGGGCUGCUGCUCGCCCCUUGUGUCAGCAACGUCAAAACCAUCUCCCGAGCCAAGAUCCGCACCGUCAAGAUGACCUUCGUCAUCGUCUCGGUGUACGUCGUUUGCUGGGCGCCCUUCUUCACCAUCCAGAUGUGGUCCGUGUGGGACCAGCGCUUCCCCUGGGUCGAUUCUGAAAACACUGCAACUACUGUGACGGCUCUGCUGGCCAGCCUGAACAGUUGCUGUAACCCGUGGAUCUACAUGUUCUUCAGUGGGCACCUCCUCCAAGACUGCCUAGGGAGCUUCCCUUGCUGCCAAAAAAUUAAGCAAACGCUAAGUAAAGAAGAUUCAAACAGCAAUAGCAGGCGACAGACUUCUUUCACCAACAACAGAAGCCCAACCCACAGCCUGAACACAUGGAGAGAGAUGCCCCACUCCAAAUCGACCAGCUUCAUCCCCAUCCCAACGUGAGACAGGCCUCAGGGCAGGCAGGGCUUGCAGUCCCGUCACAGUGCUUGGGAAGGUUGUGGCAUGGCACAUUAUGCCAAUCCAGGGCACCAUCGUGCUACCAUGGAAUGACUAAGAUGCCAUGAGACAAAAAGUGCCCCCUUGCUUGAUAAGCUAUGCUGCAGUAUGUAAAUUAUUUUCUGAAAGUUUUUUAGGAUUUGGGCAACUGAUCAGGAAGGUGUGGCUACAAUAAAGCAGUUAUUUUUUUUAAUAGAAUUUAUUUUAAUUUUUGUCUGUUCCUAAAAUACUAAGUGCAUUGUUUGUUGCUUGCUGUUUAAAACACUCAAAGCAAUGGAGUUGUCAUGUAUUGGGCUAACUCCACUCUCUAGUGUUAAUGCAUAAAACUUCUCAUGAUUGUCUGAUGAGGUCACGGGGAAAGAAGACAAUAUGAGCAAGAUUACAGUUUAGUCUUAAACAUUACCAGAAAGGAGUUGGGAAGAAGUCUUGGCUGUCCAGAUAAGGAAUGGGCUUAGACAGACUCUGAAUUGCUGGAAUUCAGUUGCUCAUGAGGCUUCAUCUUGUAAAGGUCUAGCAGUUCUCAGACACUGAAAUUCAACAGCCCUUGUGAAGGCAAAUCUUUUAGUGCUGUCAAUGUCUGUGUGUGUAUUGUGGGAUUUCAUUUUUAGGGUGACAUUUCUUCUUCCCUUGAUGUUGACGGAAAUUAUUCAGCAUAUCUGUGUGUGCGUGUGUGUUGCUGCACCUAUUAUCAAUUUUUUAAACUAACUUCAAAAAUAUAUUGGUAAAUAAGUAUGAUACGCUAUGACUAGCUCAGCACUGUUACAAACAGUCACACCAAGAAAACUCAUAAUGAAUACCAGAACCACUUGCUUUAUUGGUAGGAAUGCCAUAUUUUCUUUUUGAUUCACUGAGACAUCUAGGAUCAAGCUACCUUGCUAGGUUGUCAAGCAAAUAGCCUCACGAGCUCAGAAGAGUGUAGUCAUUUGGUAAGAGCUGUAGAACCAGUGCAUUUCAAGACACAGAUCUGAGAAUCAAACUUACAAGUCUUCUGGGAGCAUAUAAAAAUUGUCAAUGUUGUCGGCUUGUCUUUUUCUAUUAUUAUUUUUUGUUGGCAGCUCAUGAAAAUAUAGUCUUAAAAAUUGUCAGUAAACUGCAAUACAAAGUCAUCACAACACAUUUGCUGAUUACAAAGCAUUCACGGUGUGCUUGUUCUCAAUACAAUGCAUGCUAAUUGACUGUAGUUCAUUUAUAUGGUGAACAAUCCUAUUACAUCUUUCCUUCGAGCCCGUCUCUUGUACUGAGGUUGGGUUUUGAAGCUCCUUGAGUAAGUUUUGCUGAGUUUUUAAGUCUUGAGGCUCUCUUUCAGAAGUACAGCUCCCUGUCUGCUCUGUUUUCCUGAGCUUGCCGGAUGCUGAAAUCCAGGAGCUCCCCUGGCCCCCUGCAGGACUGCUGACACAGUCCCAGCUGGCUGCUGGAGCACUGGGACACAGCGGGGCUGCACAACGUGCAUGCAAGGAGGAAGCUCAGCACCAGAUUUCUUUCUUUCUCACCGAAACCUAACAAACAAGAUUGCUUUUCUAAUUGCUUGAGGAGAUUGCAUGUGGCUUUCUCUGAGGAUGGCGCCCAUGCCUGCCUCAGUAAUGGUAGCAGAAAUUAAUAGAGUUAGGUGCAGAAUAAGAUCAUCUUAAACCAUUCCAGAAGCUCCCCAUUGAUUAUUUUGGGCAAAGAAUAGGGAAUAUUAUAACUAAAAAAAAUUCUUCUUUUGUCACUAAAGGAAAUCUUGUCCCCAUUCUCUUCUUUCCUUGUGUUUGCUGUUGUUCAGAGCACUAGAAGCCAGAGGACAGUGUGGUGGAAUGGCUUAUAAUUCACAGACUAUCUUUUUGACCACCUUUAAUAUACAAAUGUGACUACAGCUCUCACCAACUCUGGACAAAGGUCUGUGAACCUGAAGCUAUAUUUUAGUUAAAAAAAACCCCAGCAUGCAGUGAUGUUGUGUGUGUGUUUGUGCACAUUAUGUGUACUGUGUAUAUUUUGCAAGUAGGUAAUUCACAGUUACUGAAAUUGCAAGUGUUUCAAAUUAAGUACACUAUCCUUUGCCUAGCCUUCUGUUUGUGCUACUACUUUCUUUGUACAUGAAAUAUGUAUUAAAAACCAAUUAGCUGUACUAAUAGAAUUUGAAUGUUUCCAUAAUUGAAUGGUUUUUCUAUUACACUUUAUAUUCAAACAGAAAAUAGAAUAAAAAAUUGUGUGUAGAAUAUUGUUGAAAAUAAAAAUGAACUGGGUAAUGACUAAUAUAUGUAUUAAACCAAAGAGACCCAAAGUACAAAAUUAGGUUUUUUUCAAAUACAUUACAAAAUCUAGGUUUACACUUGGGGCUUGUCAGCAUUAAUGUCCCCUGUGAGUGUUCUAUACCUUAUGUAAUUAAACUGACAACAAAAUUUGUCAUAUUUGAUUUCCAGACUUUUUUUGUAAAUACUGACUUUUUCCACAUAAUUGUAAUGUUGGAAGAUACAGCCAAUAUUUUUAAAUUGUUCAUCUGUGGAUAUAUUUUUUUAAAAGCUACUUUGGGUUAUCAUCAGGGUGCCCUAAUGGAAAGAGAAGGAAAUAAAAAAUUGUGAAACCAUUGCAAAUUUAAAACAUGGAAACUUGCUCUAAUA
Messenger RNA from Onychostruthus taczanowskii (white-rumped snowfinch), 4852 nucleotides. It is a transcript of the gene AVPR1A, whose product is annotated as arginine vasopressin receptor 1A. Lineage: Eukaryota; Metazoa; Chordata; Aves; Passeriformes; Passeridae. Gene Ontology annotation, biological process: positive regulation of vasoconstriction; regulation of systemic arterial blood pressure by vasopressin; G protein-coupled receptor signaling pathway. The record is from RefSeq and is a predicted model, not a curated record. Bases 909 to 2201 code for a protein of 430 amino acids. Gene Ontology annotation, molecular function: vasopressin receptor activity; peptide binding. Gene Ontology annotation, cellular component: membrane. The transcript is spliced from 2 exons.